AUGGACUACUUAGAUAUGAUGAAAAAUCUCUUUAUCUCUUUCUUCAUAUUCAAUUUAGGAUUCUUAGAAGCUGAAAAGGUUCCUGCUGUUUAUGUGUUUGGAGACUCACUUGUUGAUGUUGGAAACAACAAUUACUUGAAUGGUACCUUAGCAAAAGCUAUCUUUCCUUACUAUGGUAUUGAUUUUCCAACUAACAAACCUGCUGGGAGAUUUAGUAAUGGCAGGAAUGCUGCUGAUUUGAUUGCUGAGAAACUAGGAUUGUCCACUUCACCACCUUACCUCUCUUUAGUAUCUUCUAUGGUCAAAAACAGCAAAAGCAAUGUAUCAUUCUUGAAUGGUGUUAACUUUGCCUCUGGAGGUGCUGGACUUUUUAAUGGCACAGAUCAAAGCUUUUGGAAAUCAAUAGAUAUGACAAAGCAAGUUGAGUACUAUUCACAAAUGUAUGAACAAUUGGCACAUCAAAUAGGAGCAUCUAAACUUCAAAAACACAUCUCAGAAUCCAUCUUCCUUGUUGUGAUCGGAAACAAUGAUAUCUUUGAUUACUUUAAUUCAAUUGAUCUUCAAACGAAUAACACGCAACAACAGUAUGUCAAAUCCAUGGUUUCUUCGUUAAAACUGCAACUACAGAGAUUAUACAAAAAUAGUGCAAGGAAAUUCGAGAUUGCUGGCGUUGCUGCAAUUGGAUGCUGUCCUGCGUUACGGCUCAAGAACAAAACCGAAUGCUUCUCAGAAGCCAAUUUAUUGUCUGUUAAAUAUAAUGAAGAGCUUCAAUCUAUGUUGAAAAAAUGGCAAUCAGAGAACAAGAACUUAAGUUAUUCAUACUUUGAUACUUAUACCGCCAUCCAAGACCUCAUUCAGAAUCCAACUUCUCAUGGAUUUGUAGAUGUGAAAACUGCAUGUUGUGGAAUUGGUGAACUGAAUGCUGAGCUUCCAUGUCUACCAAGUGCAAACAUUUGUAGCAAUAGACAAGAUCAUAUAUUUUGGGAUUCAGUUCAUCCUACUGAAGCAACUACUCGCAUAAUUGUGGAUAGACUUUAUAAUGGGCCUUCACAAUACACAUCUCCUGUUAAUAUGAAACAACUACUUCAUGUAUCAAUUGCCAAAUCAAAUUUUCCCUUCAAUUUUUUCAUUUUAUUGAGUUUGAUGGUUACUUGUUAUCAAAUAAAAGUAAAGUAA
Molecule: messenger RNA, 1176 nt
Organism: Lathyrus sativus (Indian pea)
Lineage: Eukaryota; Viridiplantae; Streptophyta; Magnoliopsida; Fabales; Fabaceae
Source: the annotation of a GenBank genome assembly